Messenger RNA from Pipra filicauda (Wire-tailed manakin), 1673 nucleotides. RefSeq names its product BRCA1/BRCA2-containing complex subunit 3 (gene BRCC3). NCBI's taxonomy places the organism in Eukaryota, Metazoa, Chordata, Aves, Passeriformes, Pipridae. Gene Ontology annotation, cellular component: BRISC complex; BRCA1-A complex. The record is from RefSeq and is a predicted model, not a curated record. Gene Ontology annotation, molecular function: metallopeptidase activity; polyubiquitin modification-dependent protein binding; cysteine-type deubiquitinase activity. The transcript has 8 exons. The coding region runs from base 35 to 820 and encodes 261 amino acids. Gene Ontology annotation, biological process: double-strand break repair.
GGGGCGGGGCCGGGGGCGGUGAGGGGAAGGCAAGAUGGCGGUGCAGGCCGUGCACCUGGAGGCGGACGCGUUCCUGGUGUGCCUGAACCACGCGCUCAGCACCGAGAAGGAGGAGGUCAUGGGGCUCUGCAUCGGAGAGGUGGACACCAGCAGGAUCGUCCACAUCCACUCCGUGAUCAUCCUGCGCCGCUCCGACAAGAGGAAGGACCGCGUGGAGAUCUCCCCGGAGCAGCUCUCAGCUGCCUCCACCGAAGCAGAGAGGUUGGCUGAGAUGACAGGACGUCCCAUGAGGGUGGUGGGCUGGUACCACUCCCACCCCCACAUCACUGUCUGGCCCUCACACGUGGAUGUCCGUACACAGGCCAUGUAUCAGAUGAUGGACCAAGGCUUUGUAGGGCUGAUCUUCUCCUGCUUCAUCGAGGACAAGAACACCAAGACAGGCAGGAUUCUCUAUACCUGUUUCCAGUCUAUUCAGGCCCAGAAGAGCUCAGAGUACGAAAGGAUUGAAAUUCCUAUUCAUGUUGUCCCCCAUGAAACCAUUGGGAAAGUGUGUCUGGAAUCAGCUGUGGAGCUGCCCAAGAUCCUUUGCCAAGAAGAGCAAGAUGCCUACAGGAGAAUUCACAGCCUCACCCAUCUGGACUCUGUAACCAAGAUCCAUAAUGGCUCAGUGUUCACAAAGAACCUCUGCAGCCAGAUGUCUGCCAUCAGUGGGCCCCUCCUGCAGUGGCUGGAGGACAGACUGGAGCAGAACAAACAGCGGGUGCAGGAGCUGCAGCAGGAGAAAGAGCAGCUCCUGGAGGAACUCGCUGCUUUAGAGUGAGGAGGAAAUGCAGACCCUUCAGAAAAGAGACAUGUAAAAAAGUCUACACCACCUCCUCCAGGCUGAAGGGUGGCCCUGCAUUGCCUUACAGUGAAGGCUGUGCCUCUUCUCCUGCAGCACAGAGCACGUCUCCAGGAUAAGGACUUUGUCUGCCCCAGCUUGGAGCAAAGCAGGGCUGUGUCUGCAGGUGCUGCAGUGGGGGGGCUGGGCAGCACCUGAAGAGACUCCUGUUCUGGAGGGCACACGUAGGGAACAUGUUGUUUCUCCCUUCUCUAUAUUUUGACAGAAGUCUUACUGCUUUAUAUGUAUUCCAGGACCCUGGAACAGGAGGGUUAGAGGGGAAAAGUGUGUCUCUGCAGUCAUAUCUGAUGCUGCCAACUUCUGCCUUCUUUUAGUAGCUUCAGUUGACCAUGAUCUUAUAUCUAGUAAUGUUCUGGACUGCUGGCCAUCCACCCAGGCAGGUAAGAGGUGGGAGGGAAGCUUGGGAAGAAAGAGACCUGGAAGAACUUUGACACAGGAUCUGUUCAGCAUAUGUCAAACCAAAUAAAGAAUUCCAAAGCUAGAGCUGUUUGGAGUAGAAAUGAAAUGAAUGCUACGAAGUGCCAGUGCCUGCAGUUUUUGGUCCAUCUCUGCUCUCUUCAUGUAAUGCUGUUGUGAGCCCAGCACUGAGGUUCUCUGCGAAAUCAGCUGUUUCUGCUGCUUCAGUGACAGGACUGUGGUUCCUCCCCAGAGGGAAGAAGUUUAAGAUGCUGGGAAGAGAACUGGUAGAUAUACAAGCCUGUCGUUCUUAUACGCUGAACUUAAUUGUUAAAAAUCUCUUAAGACUGGAACAAAAUAGCUGUUGUUGAACUAA